Molecule: messenger RNA, 2166 nt
Organism: Hylaeus anthracinus
Lineage: Eukaryota; Metazoa; Arthropoda; Insecta; Hymenoptera; Colletidae
Product: cilia- and flagella-associated protein 52
Exons: 9
Coding region: 2-2116 (704 amino acids)
Biological process (GO): cilium assembly
Molecular function (GO): protein binding
Source: RefSeq, a predicted model, not a curated record
UAUGCGGUACUUUUUGUACGUGGUCAACGAUUACUCUACUUUUUAUACGCACUUACAGUUUCACGUGACAUCGAUAUGCACGGUCGAUAAAAUAGCUUCUCCUCUGUUGUUUGUAUACAAAUCAUUGUACGUCGAUUACAAAAAUGUAUUACUCCUGUUUGUAGGUAUAAUAAGAAAUGGUUUACGACUGCAUCCAGAUGGAGAACAUCUGGUAUACGCGAUGGGCAACAAUGUUACCAUAAGAAACGUAAAAACCAGCGAACAAACCUUCCUCACUGGUCACAAAAAUCUCGUUUCUGCGUUGAAUAUCUCACCUCGCGGCAAUUUAAUAGCUUCCGGCCAAGUGAGCCAUCAGGGUUUCAAGGCGAUGGUCAUAAUAUGGGAUUACGAGAAGCGCGAGAUGAAAGCUAAUUACGAAGUGCACAAAGCCAGAGUGGAGGAUGUGUGUUUCACAGAGGACGAACAAUAUUUGAUUAGUCUUGGAGGUAGAGACGACGGCUGUAUCCUGGUAUGGGACAUUCGAAACGGAAGUCCACUUUGUGGUACCUCUGCUGGCAAAGAAAGUAGCGGAAACGCGGUGACGAUCGCCCGCACGAACCUUUGUAACGCGAGUUUUGUCACCGCCGGGGAAGAAACGUUCAGGCUUUGGCGCGUCGAUCCAAAAGGUCGAAAACUCUGCGGAGUCGACGUGAAAAUCGGAAAGAUCAGGCGCACCAUUAAUUGCGCCGUCGUGGAUGAAAAAGAUGAGAACGUCUAUUGCGGAACAACGUCUGGCGAUAUCAUAAAAUCAAGGUUGAACAUGUCAGAAUCGAACGUAGAAUCCAAGUACCCGAUCAUGAUCGGAUGCUACUCUAAGAUAUCGCGUUCGACUAAAACAAAACCAUCCAACGGAGAAUUGUACGCGGGUGGCGUGACGAAUCUGCUAUUCUUACAAAAGCAAGAGAUGAUUGUAGGCACUGGAAACGGAACGGUCGAGUUAAUCGAAAUACCAGAAGAACCAGUGGCACCUGUCGGGAUCAAAACGAAGAAAUUACUAGUCGUCCCGUGUAUAAUAACGCGUCGUAAGGGAAACGUGUGCGGCCCGGUAACGUCGAUGAUCCGCUACAAACAUAAUCUUAUACUAGUGGCGACUGCUUUAUGCGAGAUCUACGAAAUGGAACUGUCGAGUUUUCAUACACGUUUGCUCGUCACUUGCCACACCAGCUCUAUAUACGAUCUCGCGUUUCCACGCGAUCGUUCGGAGAUAUUUGCAACCAGUAGUAAACACGAUAUUCGGGUGUGGAAACUGAUAACGCAAAAGGAGUUGCUUCGAAUCACGGUACCGAACUUCAUUUGCUCCAAUCUGUGUUUCGAUCGCAAUGGCGGCACCAUAAUAUCUGCCUGGAACGAUGGCGCGAUACGGGCAUUCGCUUUGAACGGUGGAAAACUCCUGUUCAUCGUUCAUCGUGCCCACACGAAGUCCGUGUCUGCAAUUGCAAUUACGAACGACGAUUGCAAGCUCGUCAGCGGUGGCUGUGACGGUCAAGUGCGAGUAUGGAAUGCAAAAUCCGAAACGCAACAACUGUUGAAAGUCUUAAAGGAACACAGAGGUCCGAUAACGUCGCUGCACGUUUCACCUGAUGAUAAAAAUGUUAUUAGCUCCAGUACAGACGGUACAUGCAUAGUAUGGGAUGUAAGGAAUUUCACGAGAAAGUAUGAGAUACAGGGAAAUACAAUGUACAUGGCGACGUGUUUCGUUCCUAGCGGUGUUCAAGUUUUGACUUGUGGUACAGACCGUAAAAUAGCUUAUUGGGAGACAUUGGAUGGAUCGUUGGUUCGAGAAGUCGAAGGUUCGACGACUGGCACGCUAAACGCUAUAAGCGUCAGUCCUGACGGACGAUAUUUUCUUACUGGAUCCGACGAUUUCAUUGUAAAGCUGUGGGAGUACCGUACCGCGAGUACCGUCAAUUUGGGCCUUGCUCACGCUGCUCCGAUUACUGGUUGCGCGUUCGCGCCAAAUGGUAAAUUUAUGAUUACAGUAAGCGCAGAUGGUGCGAUAAUGAUCUGGAAAUACCCUUUCGAAACGAGUUCACACGAUAAUGGAAUCGAGCUAUCAACGACUGUAUGCGCGUCAUGACUCCAAAACCACCACAGUAACCAAAUUUUGGAUAAUAUCGUACACUGUAA